Molecule: messenger RNA, 786 nt
Organism: Mycosarcoma maydis (corn smut)
Lineage: Eukaryota; Fungi; Basidiomycota; Ustilaginomycetes; Ustilaginales
Exons: 1
Coding region: 1-786 (261 amino acids)
Source: RefSeq, a predicted model, not a curated record
AUGAAGCUUUCUGUAUCGUCUUGCAAGGAGGCAGAGGAGAGUUUGCUCUCAUGUACGGCGCAGAUCAUGAACCAAGCGGUCGAGCUUCUUGGCUCGAGAUCGAUAAGCGACGAAGCAUAUACGUUUGAAAGCAAGAUUAUCGCGGGUUCGACGCCGGGCAAGCACUUUCGACAUGUGUUGGAUCACCUUCGCAUCCUCGUGGAUGCGAUCUACGACUGGCAAGUGCGCGUCAAGCAUGAGCCGAGGUCGAUCUUGCACGUCGACUACGAUUCGCGCAUGGCGUCCAAGCUGGCUUGUGUGGAAAUGUCAGUCUCGGCGUCUUUGCGCGAGUUUCAACGUACCACAGAACGACUAUACGACGUGUUUCGAGGAUCGGAUGGUGGACUAUAUCAUCAAUCGGUGCGAUUGUGCGCCACGACACCGUUCGUGGUCGAGAUGGAUAGCACGGUGGGCAGGGAACUCUGGUUCUGCGGACUGCACGCCAUCCACCACUACGCACUGGCCAGGGUGAUUCUGGUCAGGGAGCUCGACCUGAAGCGCAUCGAUGAUCAGUUUGGCGUUGCACCGAGCACGUUGGUGCAUCGAGAAUGGCGGAAGGAGUCGAAUCGCGCCGACGUUGCUCACGAUGCAGCUUUUCAUAGACGCCAAGUCGAGCCAGACACACAUCCACAGACGUCGAGCAGUGCUUCGAGAGGUGCCUUAAAGAGGCGCUCGAGUGGGCAGUCUGCAUCACAGCCCGGUCAUGUUUCUUGUGGUUAUGACCAGCAACUCAAGUCGAAGCUGUAG